ACGGAUUAUUUACGAAUGAUUCAUCUCAUUCUCAUCAUUUCUACACCCACAUUUAAUUUUCAAAUAUGGACUGGGUGAAAAGCUUAAAAGAUUACAAUGCUGCGAAACAAAAGGAUACAGUCGGUAAAACAGAAGAGGAGAAAAAGGCAGAAGAAAUGGAAGUGUUCACAAAACUUUAUACUGAAAUGAAAGGUCCAGAUAAGAAGCAAGACAAGACUUUCAGUGCCAUUCCAAGAUUUUAUUACAAAUUACCAGGUGAAGAUGAUGUUCUGCUGCAAAAAUUAAGAGAAGAAUCGAGAGCUGUUUUCUUGCAGAGGAGGAGUAGAGAGCUGCUAGAUAAUGAAGAACUUCAGAAUCUGUGGUUUUUGUUGGACAAACACCAUACCCCUCCGGUAGUUGGAGAAGAUCAGAUGAUAAACUAUGAUGACUUUCUCAAAGUUGCUACAGAGGCAGGGGCCAAAUGCAAGCCAUUCUUUACAGCAACCAUCUUUGCCAAGCUGCUCCAGAAUGACCCCUAUGGUAGGAUCUCUAUCAUGCACUUCUUCAACUAUGUAAUGCGUAAGGUGUGGCUCCAUCAAACCAGGAUUGGUCUGAGUCUCUAUGACGUAGCUGGGCAAGGAUUUCUCAAAGAAGCUGAUCUAGAGAACUACAUUCUAGAGCUGAUACCAACGUUACCUCAACUUGAUGGGUUAGAGAAAUCCUUCUACUCCUUCUAUGUCUGUACAGCCGUCAGAAAGUUCUUCUUCUUUCUGGAUCCAAUGAGGACAGGCAAGAUUCGUAUCCAGGACAUCCUGGCAUGUAGUUUCCUAGACGAUCUUCUCGAACUGAGGGAUGAAGAAUUACCCAAAGAUGCCCAGGAAUCCAACUGGUUCUCAGCUCCUUCAGCACUAAGAGUGUAUGGUCAAUACUUGAAUCUGGAUAAGGACCACAACGGAAUGCUGAGUAAAGCAGAGUUGGCCCGGUAUGGAACAGGAACAUUGACUGAGGUCUUCCUGGAUAGAGUGUUCCAGGAAUGCCUCACGUAUGAUGGAGAAAUGGAUUACAAGACAUACUUGGACUUUGUUCUAGCGAUGGAGAAUAGGAAAGAGCCUCAAGCUCAGCAGUAUUUCUUCAGAUUACUGGAUGUUCAGAGCAGGAGUUAUCUCAAUGUCUUCGCACUCAACUUCUUCUUCCGGGCAAUCCAAGAACAGAUGAGAUCACACGGUCAGGAACCUGUAUCGUUUGCUGAUGUCAAGGAUGAGAUCUUUGACAUGGUGAAACCAGCUGACCCGCUACAUAUUACCUUACAAGAUCUCAUCAACAGUAAUCAUGGUGAGACAGUCAUCAGUAUCUUGAUAGAUCUGAAUGGAUUCUGGACUUACGAGAACAGGGAGGUUCUAAUGGCUGAAAACAAUUCCCAAGAUGAUGAUCAUGACAUAUGAACAGGACUUCCAUAAUUAUAUCGUGAUGUAUAUUGAUAGACCUGAAUGGAUUCUAGACCUGGCCCUGUUUCAUAAAACUUGUUAUCAAUAACAUACUGCAAUAACUGUUAUAAGCUACUGAAAUCAUUUUCAUGUGAUUGGCUGAGAGUAAAUUUGUGAUAGAAAUGAGACGCAUGUUAUAGAUAACAAGUUUUAUGAAACGGAACCCUGAAUGGAUUCUAGACCUAUUAGAACAGAAAAGUUUAAUGGCUGAAAACCAUUUACACGAUGAUGAUCAUGAUAUAUGGUUUGGAUUUACAUGUACGAUGAAGUUAAAUCUAUGCCAUAUGUGAUCACAACUUUGUUGAAGUGGACUGGGAAUGCUGUUUCCAUUUGUAAUGAUGAACUAUGUUAAAAACCAAUGGUAAAAAGCAACUCAUGGAAUGAAGGCUGAGAUAUAUAUAUAUGGAAUGACCUGCUAACUAUAUCAGUUUUAUCACAAGCCAUAAUAAAAAUGACUGGAGUUCUUGAUAAGAGUCUGAUUUAGAUGCAAAAUAUCUGCUGAAAGCCAGAAUGGUGUGAACCUUUAUCACUUUACAUAAGGUCAAUGCCCUUUAGGCCUAGCUAGCAGUCCAUAUGAACUGUACGUGUUGGAUGGUGACUACAAAGAAUGACAAACAAAAUGGCUUCCAUGUUUGAAUAUCUCAAUGUUACCCUGCUGUGAGCAUCGCUACCGUAUGCAUGGAAUGUAAUGGGAUCUUGUUGAAUUUCUUUGUCUCAUAUGCAGCAUGUGAAAUUUGGUACAAUUAUAUAAGUCAAUGUGUGUAAUGAUCGGUAGUAGUUUGCAGGAUGGGGAAUUACAAGGAAUAUAUAUUCAAAUAUUUUGUUUUGAGGGAUACAUUCUUUUUGUUGAGGACAGUGAAUAUUUCAAGUUCGAUAUCUUUUUCAUACAUUUUUUUCUGUCUUAACAAUAAUGAUUUCAAUUUUCAUAUACAGAAAUUUUUGUAAUGCAUGAUUGUGUAUCGAGAAAUGAUAAAAGGGUGCAUUUCUCACUAAUAAAGUACGGUAUAUAUUGAAUUGUAUUGAUUUUCCUCCAGAAGAUUAUAUGUUAUGUAUGAAAAGCUUUUUUACAUAUAUGUAUCAUGUUUAUUUCCAUGAAGAUAGUAGGAAAUAUUAUGAAGGUACAUUGUACAUGCUAGGGCUGGGAAUUUUGGGUGUCUUUUUAAUUCACCUCAAAUUCCCGGCGGGUACCAGGUUUCAAGUCAAGUACCUUUCACAGUACACCCAUUAUCCUUUGAGUAAGAAAAGGUUAAGCAAAUUCUUUUUUAUGACAUACCAGUAUUUUGUUUUGUAAUCAGUGAAUACAAAAUCAAGGUGGUUAAUUUUUUUAUAUUUCUUUUGUAUUUUUUCUCUCUCUUUAAUGAUGAUUAUUUAAAUUAGUAUACAGCUUGGAUACAAUCAUUCCAUUAUAAUUAUAGUGUUUUAAAAGGGGAACAUGAAGUAACUUUAUAUAUACUUAUAGCUGUGAACCAGAAACCAAGAACAUGAUUUAUGUUUCAUAUUUGUUAAUGAGGUGGUAAUGUGGGCCUGUAAUCUGGAAAGUAAUGUCUAACUGUAGGCUUGAUGAAGGUUCUCUAUUCUGGUUGGCAAGUUGUUGCUAUAUUUAAAAAUGUGCAUUGUAAUAUUUUCUGGCCAGACAGAUGUUGUUCUCCACUUAUUCAAUUGUUGUUUUCACAUUCAAAGAAAGAAAACCAUUAGUGACUUGGUCUUCACUAAACUAGACGCACCAAGUAUAACAUUAAAAAAAUCCAUAUACCUUAAUGCCUUGAAGCACUUUCACCAACAUGUAGUUUUCCUCUAUACCCUGGAGCUCUUGAUUUUUGACCAAAUAAUGUUGUUUUUCAUGUUCCUGUUACAGUUUUUAUUUUGAUAGAAUCACGCCAUUUGAUUCAAUUUUUAUGUGUAAGUUAUCAGAGCUGUAUACAUGUGUAUAUUUAUUGUACAUAAAUAUUUAUUUGCCAUGUAAAUAUUCAAAUAUGUUAAUGCACUUCCAGCUUUUGUAAAGAAACUAUUUAAUAAAUGAAGAGCCAAAUUCUUUUAAGCAUUUUA
This is a messenger RNA of Strongylocentrotus purpuratus (purple sea urchin), 3509 nucleotides long. RefSeq names its product serine/threonine-protein phosphatase 2A regulatory subunit B'' subunit gamma (gene ppp2r3c). The transcript has 12 exons. NCBI's taxonomy places the organism in Eukaryota, Metazoa, Echinodermata, Echinoidea, Camarodonta, Strongylocentrotidae. Gene Ontology annotation, biological process: positive regulation of B cell differentiation; cortical cytoskeleton organization; T cell homeostasis. Gene Ontology annotation, cellular component: centrosome; spindle. The record is from RefSeq and is a predicted model, not a curated record. The coding region runs from base 66 to 1421 and encodes 451 amino acids.